Molecule: messenger RNA, 5465 nt
Organism: Lytechinus pictus (painted urchin)
Lineage: Eukaryota; Metazoa; Echinodermata; Echinoidea; Temnopleuroida; Toxopneustidae
Product: adenylate cyclase type 9-like
Exons: 5
Coding region: 63-2156 (697 amino acids)
Biological process (GO): cyclic nucleotide biosynthetic process; adenylate cyclase-activating G protein-coupled receptor signaling pathway; intracellular signal transduction
Cellular component (GO): plasma membrane
Molecular function (GO): adenylate cyclase activity
Source: RefSeq, a predicted model, not a curated record
UAGAGCGCUAAUUAAUAGCCCCGUCAAAUCUGUCUGUUUGUGAAGUAAAAACAUUUAUUUCAAUGUGUAUGAAAACUUACUUCAUCGCUGGUCGCAAUGCUUCUGCGAGCCCUGCAACCAAGUACCAUGGCAACAUGUCCUCAGCAUCACUGGACGCAGCCUCCGGGAGUGCAGCCAACGUGACAGAAGACACAGACAGUGAGCGUGGUGAGGGAAGCGAGGCCAAGCAGGACUUACAGAGCAGGAAACCAUUGCUGUCCUCUAAUAUCAACGGCGCUAGCGGUAGUGGGGGUAGUCCAGAAAAGUCUGUUGGGGAAGGAUCAGAGACCGUGGAGGAAGGCAAGGAUGCUGUCUUGAACCAUGCUGAAAAUCAAGCGGGAGGAGAUAGUAAGCCAGAGAAUGGCGGGGUCAUCAGUCAACCAGGCUCUGGUGCGGAAACCCCUCAGGGUGGGGCGAUGGAAGCAAGCCCCAUCACUCUCAAUGCAUCCAUCAUCAUGCAUCAUAAUGAAGAACCUAACACAGAGAACCAACUCACCAAGUUCCUCAAGGAAGAUGGUCAGAUGGACUACUUUGAAAAACCACCCAUCAGUCAGUUCUCUCUCAGGUUUCUUGACAGAGAGGUCGAGGACAAGUACCACUCUCAGUUCACUCCUGAUUACAUGCAACCUGACCGCCAAGUUGAUGGGAAUGAUGAUAAGCGCAACGAACGUCGUCAUUCAUCAGAGACAAUCUCUACCACCCGCUACAAUACCCUACUUGAUGUCUGCAUUGCAUUUGCCACUUUCAUCCUGGUUGGCAUUUCCUGUUUCCUGGUGUUCAACAUACCUAUACCUUGGGCUGUCUUAUUCCCCAUCAUCUCCAUCCUGCAGGUUAUCAUCCUCUUGGCUAUGGUCCGAGAAGCAUUCUGCAGGAACGUUGGCAUCAUCCUGGCCGAGUACAUUGCUGCACUGUUCCACAACUGGUACCGACGUCACAUCUUGGGGGCGCUUCUCCUUUGCUGUCCAGUCAUCGCCGUCUUCACCAACUACUCCUGUGACAACGAUGGCUGCUUUGGCGAGAACCGGCUCUUCUUCUGUUUCCUUCUGGUGGUGUCACUCUUGCAUUUCUGCAACUUUGUCCAGCUGAACCUGUGGAUGAAGCUCCUUCUUGCAUUAGCAAGUGGUACCAUUCUGCUGGUCCUGCUCUUUAUAUGCAGGAAUUGUCCUGUUAUGGUUGACAUGGAAUUCUUUGAUGGUACUACACCUACACCCUAUGAUCUGGUUGACGCUACACCCACCAUGCUGACAGAUCUCUGUGAAAUGAAUUCCCACCAUUAUGUCAACCCUGAAGAAGUCAUCCUUGUCAUCAUCCUCCUGCUCAUCCUCAUCUUUGUCUUAAAUCGUGAGUAUGAGAUUGGCUUCCGACUCAACUACUACUCCAACUACCAGGCUCUGGUUGAUCAUGAAAAGAUGAAGAGUCUCCAGGAAGAAGCAGAGAAAUUGCUGCAUCACAUCGUGCCACAGUUUGUCACCGAGCAGCUCAGGACCACCUCAAAGUUCUCCCAGAAUCACGACAAUGUCGCCGUAAUCUUCUGCAGUAUCGUCAACUUCAAUGACUUCUACGAGGAGGCAUACGAGGGAGGCAAAGAAUGCAUCCGAGUUUUACAUGAACUUAUCAGUGACUUUGACAAUCUCCUCAAUGAUCCUAAAUAUAAGGAAGUGGAGAAAAUCAAGACGAUAGGUUCCACUUACAUGGCUGCAUGCGGACUUCGUCCGAGCGAAAAGCCAAAUGAUGUACAGACACUAGUCACUCUCAUGGACUUUGCUGAUGAGAUGAUGUUGCAAAUACAAAAAUUUAAUGAAGAUGUCCUGAGCAUGACAAUUGGUGCAUUUAACUUCAUCUUGAGGAUAGGAUAUAAUCAUGGGAAAUUAACCUCUGGUGUUAUUGGUACAACCAAGCUCCUUUAUGACAUCUGGGGUGAUACUGUCAAUGUAGCUAGCCGUAUGGACUCAACGGGUAUGCCUGGUCAUAUCCAGGUUACAGAACACUCCAUGAAAGUGCUACAACCAUAUUAUGAAUUUGAGAAGCGAGGAGAAGUGAAAGUCCGGGGCAAAGGAGACAUGACGACCUAUCUUGUAGUGAAAAAAAGACCUGUUCCUCUGUCGGAGACCCAAUAAAGUUCAGGUGUGCAAAGCAGCCAGUCUUGCAGAGCGUUGAUCUGUGAAGGACUCCAGAUAGAACUACAACUGAAUCCAUAGAACAACGAAUAAAAACCUGUACUGCUGAACACCGCCUCUUGUGUACAUACCAACGAUGUAGAGAAUGACCACUGAGUUCACACAUGUCUGGAAUUAUGAUGAUGAAACCAUUCUGAAACAGGGUUUAGCUGUAUUUAACAUUGCCACAUGAUUUUUUUUCUCUUUUUUUCACUUGAUAAAUUUGAUUACCAUUAUGACUAAAACCAUAGAUUUGCUUGUAUUUGUUUUCUUUGAUGAAAGCAUGAUAGAAAGGAAAGUCUAAAAUGGAAACGUAGAGAUCAAAGUGAUAUUUUUCCUCUCUUUAUCAAUGAUUAUGGAUUCAUGUUGAUAUUGAGACCCUAUUCCCAUAAAGUUUUUGACAUGAUCUAGUAUCCACACGUGCUUUGAAAACACGAUUAGUAUGAUGGAAGGGACAAAGUCAAGAUUGUAGUGAAAAGUCUUAAUUGAUUGGAGGGGGGUUCGUGGUUUGAUUAGUAAUAGUCUUGAUAGAUUGGUUUGUUAAAUAUUGUAUUAGGGGUCUUAAUUUAGUGGUUUGGAAAAUAUCACAUUCAUUGGGGGUCUCAAUAGAGUGGUUUAGAAAAGAAUAGAUUAGAGAGUAUGGGGGGUUGAUAAAGAUUGAAUUAGCUGUAGGUUUUAAUAAUUAUCAUCAUUAUUUAUUUAACAAUUUAAUAUGAUACAAAUAUUACAUAACAAUUCAGAAAACAGAGAUUUGACAAUGUAUGAUCAAAAAUGUUGUCCUGAAAGCCAUGGGGAUAAUAUAUUUCACUUUUAAUAAUAAAUGUUGCAAUAAACCUUUUGUUCCAAUAUGAUGACUUAAUGAAAAAGUCUUAGUAUGGGCUGAUAAGGAGUGUGUUUUUUAUCAAGAAUUGCUUAUGUGGGGGACUUAAAAGAAUGGUUUGGUCAGGAGUCUGAACACAGUGAAAUUGGUUAAGAUUUUGGUUGUAAUGACUGAAUAGAAUGGGAUUGGACAAGGUUUGGGUGUGAUAAGUUCAUACAUUCAAAAUACUAGUAUGCUAGCUGUGGGCUUCUCCAUUUUUUAAUCCAUUGGAAAGAUAUGUAUCGAAAAUAAAUUAAUAUACUGUGACAGGACUUUGUUGAUCUGGAAUAGAGAAUUUGUGUUUGUUUCAAACUUUUUUCUGAAAUAUUUGUCCUUGGUCAAAUUACAAAAUACAAAUUGAAUGAUUUUUUACAUAUGUUUUAGUUUCCGCAGUAGAGGUGAUUUAUAUAUCAGUCAACAUUUCUCAUUUUGACAACAAAUAAUGAGAAGCUUAGUUUUCAGUUUGCUGUAUAAACAUUUGACUGGUGCAGCAUCCCAAAACACCAUGCGACAUUCACUAGCAAAUGAAAUUAAUGUCCAAGUCCACUAAAAUCAAUUUCAUGAUAUAUGAUUAAUCUGCUGACUCUAAAGAUUGAUUUUAGCCGUUAGAGAACUACCCCCCUUCCCUUUUCAAUGAACUAAUUCGCUGAAAACUUGGUGUUUUAUUCUUGCUCUUUAUUGUGUGUGUGUGAGUCCACACCAUCGCAACUUUUUUUUUUCUGUAUAUGGUUAUUGCUUAUAAACAGCAUCACUAUAAAAUCAACGUGAAUUUGCUUCACCUGCUGACAAGUAGAAAACAAAUGAGAAAAUAUAGCAUGGAAUAUUAUUUUAAAGUUCACAGUGAUAUUUCUUUGUUACCUUGUCAGGAACAAAGCGACCUCACUUUGCCAUUUCGCCCAACAACUUUUGAAACAUACAUGUAACAUGAAAUAUUUGCAAAUUGUAAAAAAAUGACUCCCAAUGAAUUUAUGUUUAUUAUUGCAUGGGUAUCUGUCUUUCUUUGUUAUUUUUUUUUAAAUUUGUUGACAAAUAAUCACUGAAAUUGUUUGUGGUAACACAAUGUAAUGAUAAUUUUUAUAUGAGCGUAUUAUUGAAGAUACCCACUAUCAAAUAAUGCAAUUGAUUGUGAAGCUCUUUGUUACAGGGCCCUGGAAGUGGUUGUUAAUCUGUUGUUUUGGCUAGAAACAAGUCUUUUUAGCUCUUUCAGUAGAACUUCCAUCCUUUUCCUGUCCUAAGCUUUGCAGAGUUCAUGCAGGUCAGGAAAAUUCUGGAGCGUCAGGAAAUUUAGUUUUUCCAGAAACAAAAAAAAUAGAUAAAUGGUCAAUUGCAUAUGGAAAGACAUGAUAAUCAAAUUCCAGAUAAUUUGAUUAAAUGACCUAUAGAAUGCCGAAUUGUGACGUCAAUUUUUCAAAUUUUGCAUUUCGGCAUUUUUGAUGCUAUAUAUAGGUAGAGCAUGAUGAAAUACACGUACCUCCACAACCCUAAUGUGGUAGGAAUCGUUUCAUCAGACCCAAGAUAUUACCUCAUGAAUAGUUAGCCCCAUUAAAAUCAGUGUAUUAUCAGCCUGGAUCUAAAUGUUAUGAACCAGGCAGUACUGCAUUGACUUCAAUGUGAUAAAUCAUGUAUUCAUGAGGUCAUAUCUUGGGCACCCAUUGACCGCUUCCCACCAAAUUUGGGUUGUAGAGGUAUUUCAUCAUGCUAUACCGAAAUAUGGAAUGAAAAAGUGUUUAAAAAAAAGGGGGGGUUUUGGUGACGUCAUCAUUUUGGUACUCUAUUGGUGUCAGUGACCAACCUGUUUGAUAUUUGGGUAGUGAUGCUCAUACUUCAGGCACUAGUGGGGACUUUGUCGAAAGUUACAUGACCAUCUAUUGCUAAAUCUAUUUGAGCUUUCCAAAUCAAUCAAUCAUAUGUCUUGCAAUUACUUGUAAGUUUGCAAAUGAUUGCUGAUAUACUUCUUGCAACAAGGUGUGUAAACUGAUUUGCUACAGUUGAAAUUUAUGAAUUGCAAAAAUUUUACAAUUGAUUGAAAAUCAUUUCUGACCACACCCCCUAAGAUUGACAAGUCAUGGAAAAUGUCCAUGUCCCUUUCUCUGGAAGUCAAUGAACGUAAUUGGCAAAUGUAUGAUGCCAACCUGGUGUUUGGGUCAUAAACUAGUCCAUAGGAAAACAGGAAAAGACGUUUGGUACCACUAAAUCUAGGAAAACGUUGUAUGAGUAUAUGAUACGAUGAAGCCCUUCGUCUUGCAGAUCUCAAAGAAAAGUGUUAUAAAUGAACAGAAUUACAGAAGGCAACAUUAGACAAAGGUGAACUGUUAUGAAACAAGCCACAAACACCCUAGGCUAUGCAUUGAGUAUAUUACAACUAUUGUUAGGUACUUUGUACAUAUGUUCUUCUUAAUAACAAUAAUAAU